Oikopleura dioica is the source of this 744-nucleotide messenger RNA. NCBI's taxonomy places the organism in Eukaryota, Metazoa, Chordata, Appendicularia, Copelata, Oikopleuridae. The record is from the annotation of a GenBank genome assembly.
AUGAAGGUCUUCGCUGCAGCUCUCGCCUUCGCCUCCGCGGCCGAAACUGAGGUCACCGUCAUCGGCGGCUACACCCCCGACCCACACUCGCAGCCCUACAUCCUCUCCCUCCAGCGAUUCGGCUCCCACUUCUGCGGCGCCUCCCUCUACGCUGCCAACCGAGCUGUCUCCGCUUGCCACUGCACCGUCUACGCUUCCUUCGAUGCUGUCGCCGGCGCUCACAACAUCCGACAGAACGAGAGCUCCCAGCAGAAGAAGGCCGGUACCUGGAUUCGACAUCCUGGAUAUAACUCCAACACUCUUGUCAACGAUGUCGCCGUUAUCUCUUUCGCCGGUUCCUUCACCGUCAACGACUACGUCGUUCCAUACGCUCUCCCAGCUUACCAGGACGCUGAAUGGAUGGCCAACGGUACUGAGGUCCGAGUCUGCGGCUGGGGCAACACCUCCAUGAUCGGCACCAACAUGCCCGACACCCUCAAGUGCGUCGAAGUCCCAAUCGUCGAGAACAGCACCUGCAACGCCCGAAACCACUACAACGGUUCCAUCCUUCCCGGCAUGUUCUGCGCUGGUCUCAUCGGCGAGGGAGGCAAGGACGCCUGCCAGGGUGACUCCGGCGGACCAGUCCUCCUCAACGACGAAAUCGUCGGCGCCACCUCCUGGGGAAUCGGAUGUGCUUACCCCAACUACCCCGGCGUCUACACCGAUGUCGCCAUGUUCCGAGACUGGAUCGACCAGCAAUCUUAA